Molecule: messenger RNA, 1233 nt
Organism: Microtus ochrogaster (prairie vole)
Lineage: Eukaryota; Metazoa; Chordata; Mammalia; Rodentia; Cricetidae
Gene: P2rx3
Product: purinergic receptor P2X 3
Biological process (GO): calcium ion transmembrane transport; response to ATP
Cellular component (GO): plasma membrane
Molecular function (GO): ATP binding; extracellularly ATP-gated monoatomic cation channel activity; purinergic nucleotide receptor activity
Source: RefSeq, a predicted model, not a curated record
AUGAACUGUAUAUCAGACUUCUUCACCUACGAGACUACCAAGUCGGUGGUUGUGAAGAGCUGGACCAUUGGGAUCAUCAACCGAGCCGUCCAGCUGCUGAUCAUCUCCUACUUUGUGGGGUGGGUUUUCUUGCACGAGAAGGCCUACCAAGUGCGGGACACCGCCAUUGAGUCCUCAGUAGUGACCAAGGUGAAAGGCUUCGGACGCUAUGCCAACAGAGUCAUGGAUGUCUCAGAUUAUGUGACCCCACCCCAGGGCACCUCUGUCUUUGUCAUCAUCACCAAGAUGAUCGUCACUGAAAAUCAAAUGCAAGGAUUCUGUCCAGAGAAUGAGGAGAAGUACCGCUGUGUGUCUGACAGCCAGUGUGGGCCUGAGCGCUUCCCGGGUGGAGGGAUCCUCACUGGCCGCUGUGUGAACUACAGCUCUGUUCUCCGGACCUGUGAGAUCCAGGGCUGGUGCCCCACCGAAGUGGACACCGUGGAGAUGCCUAUCAUGAUGGAAGCGGAGAACUUCACCAUUUUCAUCAAGAACAGCAUCCGUUUCCCUCUCUUCAACUUCGAGAAGGGAAACCUCCUGCCCAACCUGACAGCCAAGGACAUAAAGACAUGCCGCUUCCACCCUGAAAAGGCCCCAUUCUGCCCUAUCUUGAGGGUAGGGGAUGUGGUUAAGUUUGCCGGGCAAGAUUUUGCCAAGCUGGCCCGCACGGGUGGCGUUCUGGGAAUUAAGAUCGGCUGGGUGUGUGACCUGGACAAGGCCUGGGACCAGUGUAUCCCCAAAUAUUCCUUCACCCGGCUGGACGGAGUGUCUGAGAAAAGCAGCGUUUCCCCUGGCUACAACUUCAGGUUUGCCAAGUACUACAAGAUGGAGAACGGCAGCGAGUACCGCACCCUCCUGAAGGCUUUUGGCAUCCGCUUCGACGUGCUGGUGUACGGGAACGCUGGCAAGUUCAAUAUCAUCCCUACCAUCAUCAGCUCUGUGGCUGCCUUCACCUCCGUGGGAGUGGGCACUGUCCUCUGUGACAUCAUUCUGCUCAAUUUCCUUAAAGGGGCUGAUCACUACAAAGCCAGGAAGUUUGAGGAGGUGAACGAGACAACACUGAAGGGCACCGCCUCUGCCAACCCAGUGUUCCCCGGCGACCAGGCCACUGUGGAAAAGCAGUCCACAGACUCAGGCGCCUACUCCAUUGGCCACUAGGGCCUCUUCCCAGGGUCCCACUCACCCGUAGGCUGCAGA